Solea senegalensis (Senegalese sole) is the source of this 1877-nucleotide messenger RNA. It is a transcript of the gene evi2b, whose product is annotated as endochitinase A. The transcript is spliced from 2 exons. NCBI's taxonomy places the organism in Eukaryota, Metazoa, Chordata, Actinopteri, Pleuronectiformes, Soleidae. The record is from RefSeq and is a predicted model, not a curated record. The coding region runs from base 198 to 1283 and encodes 361 amino acids.
GAGAGCAGCCCUUCAUGGGUUAGUUAGUUCCUGCUUUUAUUUCAGUGACAUUUUGCCGGACUGCCAAGAGUGUUUCUAAAACUUUUCCACUGUGAGACACAGCAAGUACGUUUACAGAGGCCGUCAGCGUAAAAUUAUUGUUCUGUUCACUUCUAGCAGGAAAGAGACUGCAACCAUCAAGAACCAGAAGAAGAAAAAUGACCAUCCAUUCCUUCAAUCUUUUUUUUAUUUGGCUGCUGCCAGUGACAGCAGGGGGUGCCCUGACAACUCCGCAUCACAAUUUCACUGAUGUGACGACUGGCAAUGUAACUGCAAAUCAGUUUGAGACGAGCCGUGCAACAACACAGGAGACAUCCAGUUCGAAUGUGCUCAUUAUCACACCAUCCAUUACAGUUCCAACAGAGGUACGGAGUAAACCUCUCCUGAAAAUGGCCCAAACCCAAACAGCAAACCCAACAAAUUCCACAUGGUCUCAGUUAAAAUCCUCACCAACUGAGGUAAUGUCCACAACAGACGGGCAAUUUCAAGUCCCAAAAUCAACAACUGUAACUGUUGUAACCAAUAGAGCCAGCAACCCAACCUCAACUACAAUACCACCAGCAUCAAGCAGCUUCACCCAAAGCCAGAGCACGGGAAGCACAAUCAAGGGCGAGGAAAAUACCCAUGGAUCUACACAGCUCACCUCUACUCUAGCCACAAGUGCAGUCACAGAUGGUGACCCUAUAAAGCCUUCAAGUUCAUACAGACCGUCACCUGCUGCAACAAAGAUAUCAAUUAUACACAUCCUCAGCACAAAGAAAAGUACAACAACAAAGUCCAGUAAGGGGACAAACCACACCAACGCAGUGGCAGGCAUCAUAGGUGGAGCCCUGGUACUGAUGAUGGUAGGAUUCCUGGUCAUCUUCAUAAAGAAGCAUCGUGAUCAGAAGCAUCAGAUGACAACUACAGACUGGGCUGGGCCAACACCAUUUCUACAGGAUGGAGUGGACACUGGCAACGUAGAGCUGAGGUCAACUAACCACAUUUUUAUGAGCAGCUUCCUGCCUCAGAGGCUGUCUAAAAGGCUCUCCAUGUUCACGCAAACACAGCAGGAGUUAGAGGACAUGACACCAGGAACAUUUGGAGAUAAGCACCAAGGGGAUACAUCCUUUCACCAGGUGGAUGGGUGUGAAGUAAAAGAAAGUAAAGAGACUGCUGCACCUUCAGUUCUGGAAAUAAAAAGCACAGAAGAUGUAGCAGAGACUGUCCCAGUGCCCUCUUCUCAAACAAACAGCCAGGUUUGAUAACCACUUAAUAUCAGCAACACAGUCUCCUGGAUCAAAUGUUGCACUUAUAGCUUUCCAUAGAUGCUUGUGAGUUCACGUUACUGAAACAAAGUGACGUUAAUGAUUUACAUAUUGACAGACGUGCAUCACUGAGAUAAUAGGUUUUAACCUCUUGUGAGGUUUUUGGUAGACAUUCGGAAAGGAGGGUGAUGAUAAACGUAGGUAUCUUUGCACAAGUGUAUAACUGCUUACAAAGUUUUUGUGGAGAACCUUUUAUAUGUACUUUAGGCAAGGUGCUUGCUUCCUGGAGGCUGCCAUCUUGUGCCACCAUGUUUCUACAGCAGACAAGUCAGCCAGAGUGUGUGUUUACAGAAACUUACAGUGCAAACGAAGACAUCCUUUUAGGUGUGUGAAGGCCAGUAUAGUUACACAACAUAGCAACCUUUCAUACACAGCGUUUGGUCUAAACCUCAUAUUUAGCUGCUUGGCAGACAUCUGUAAGUCUGACUGAUAAAUAUUGCCUCAAACAACAAAUGUUAAACAGCAGCUAAUAAACAGAACAUACAAAAUCAACAUUUCCAUGGUUUGCAGAAAAGUGGGAUGGCAAAAGUU